This is a messenger RNA of Hypoxylon fragiforme, 6089 nucleotides long. RefSeq lists its product as uncharacterized. Gene Ontology annotation, molecular function: zinc ion binding. Gene Ontology annotation, cellular component: endoplasmic reticulum membrane. NCBI's taxonomy places the organism in Eukaryota, Fungi, Ascomycota, Sordariomycetes, Xylariales, Hypoxylaceae. The record is from RefSeq and is a predicted model, not a curated record. The transcript is spliced from 2 exons. The coding region runs from base 539 to 5926 and encodes 1795 amino acids.
UGAACUUCAAUGUUCAUCACACCCAAGCUAAACUUUACUUUACCAACUACUUCUAGUUAGCUACUACCUAAGGUUGCGCGGUCACAUCGUCGAGCCUAGCCAUCACCACCUACUUUGCCGAAUAAUCAUAGCAAAACUCGCAUCGCUAUUAGACGUUUCUACCUACCUACCUAAGUACCUACCUAGGCACUUACCUAUUUCCUAGUAUAAAGUGUCUCGCUAUUAGACUUCGUGGCUUUUCAACGGCAUCGACAACGUCCUAAACCAAAAACCAACCUCAGGCAUCUUCCACUUUAUUCCACGUCACAGAUAAUCCUUUUUUUGCUUGCACUUCGGUAUAGCUGGCAUAGCAAACAAUCUUGAUGUCUGCAUGUGUCAACUAUCAGCAAAUUCAAAAUAUUUAAUACCUCACUUGCCGCUUAUUCUUUGUUACUACUCACAACAGUUACGAUAGUCUCAUGGUCUAAGUCCCAAUAGGAGCAGCCCUUAGGGCACGACUUCCAGUCUUCACUAUCCACUCCAACUUUGCCUCGUCGUUAUGGACGAUUGGCUGCCAAACCCCGCCGAAUUUCCCAACACCGUUGAGCGACGCCAUCUGUCUACGACACAAUCCAAUACCAUGGCCGAGCAACCCGCCGCGAACGUGCAGUCUCUGGGCAACGAUGCCCUUGCCGACCCCGAUACUUGUCGGAUAUGUCGAGGUGAGGGCACUGCCGACGAGCCGCUCUUCUACCCAUGUAAAUGCAGUGGCAGUAUCAAAUACGUUCACCAAGAUUGUUUGAUGGAAUGGCUAUCGCAUUCGCAGAAGAAACAUUGCGAACUCUGCAAAACACCCUUCCGCUUCACGAAACUCUAUUCUCCCGAUAUGCCGAAACGUUUGCCUUUCCAUAUCUUCGUCACUCACAUGGCCAAAUAUAUAUUCCGAAAUGUGCUUGUUUGGAUGAGGGCUCUUCUGGUCAUUAGCGUAUGGCUAGGAUGGCUUCCCUACCUCAUGCGCUCGGUCUGGUCUUUCCUGUUCUGGAUCAGUGACGAGGGCUUUGGUUCUAGCCCACCGCUCUUCGAUGGCCGGAAUGCCACUUCUAUCGGACGAGGCGAUUUAUCUUCAUUCUCCGUCACUGGCACAACUACUUGUGCAUCCACCCCCUUGUUGGCCGCUACCACCACCGCCGCUAGCAUUGGGAGCAUUAUUGACCAGAUUCCCGUGUCUAAUCUGCUGAAGGCUAUUUCGAAGCCUCUGAACACACCACCCCCAUCUUGGCUUACUGCGCUCCUAGGUCUUUCCCCCGUUCCCGAGAAAUCAUCCCCAGGUUUUAAAGAUCUACUUAAUGUGACACGGUUCGAUCAUAUUACCAUCUCGCCUGUUGCUGGCCGUCCAUCCUCUUUAUUGAGUGAUGUUGCCAUCUUGAAGAACUUUACACGCCACCCUGCUAUCAACCGCACCGUUAUCGCCGUACUCGAGGGCCAGAUCAUUACCUUGUUGGUCAUUGUGUGCUUCAUUUUGAUCAUACUGGUUAGAGAUUAUGUUGUCCAGCAGCAACCGGAGAUCAACAUGCGUGCGGCUUUCGCAGCAGCAGAAAAUGAACAAGCCCCUCUCGCUGCGGCUCUCAAUGACUUUGUGCUCCGUAAUCCGGACCCGGCGGACGAUUCCGAUGACUCCGAUGACGAUUCUAGCGUUUCUGGCGUUUCCAGGGGUGAGUUGAUCGGUGGCCGGAACAUCGAGCAGGGUGAAAUACAUCAAACAGGCAGUGCACCAGACGUUGUUGAUACACAGGAGUUUCAACAAGUAGUUGCCGAGUUCCGCCGGCGAAGGGGGAUGCGACCCAAUGCCGAGGCUCAACAGGGGAGUUGGCACCUAGAUCACGAUCCCUCUGAGCAAGAUCAAGAACCGCAACCUAAUUCGUCCACGCAGCAAACUUUGCUUAAUCAAACACUCUCGAAUGCUUUCAAUGGGGAAGCCAGCUCGGGUGAUAACGACCCCAAUUCAAAAAGUACGGUAACAGAAUAUCUACGCAUCUACCGAGAAGCUGGGGGGGACCAGAAGAAAAUCCUUCAAAUCAUUCGAGAUGAGGGCCUUGAGGACCGCAUGCGAUAUUGGAUUCGCAUCACUCAGACGAUGGGGACUGCUCCAAGACUCGUCGAUGCGAACAACCCAGAUCGACGAGAUAGCAUCGGAGGCUCCACAACACAUCGACACGAGCAUCGCCCAGAUGAAUCCUCCGAGGAAUCGGAGUCGCUUAUGGCCAACAGAACUAGUAGCGAUACCUCAAGUUGGACAUGGGCUGAGACUGAUGAUGGAGACGGCACCACGAGCCAGAGUCAUCGCGAUAAAGGGAAAAGUAAGGCCAUCGAAUCCCACAUGGAAGAAGGUACCUCUUGGCAAUCUUGGGGGGGCGAAUUCGGUGAUAUUCACCCGCAUUCAUCUAGUAGAAACAAUCAUGGAGACGACAACGACAACGAUAGCAAUGAUGCCCCGUCACCCUUCUUGUUAGCUUCGACAAGACCUCGAUCCGCUUCAGAUGGCCCCCAAGGUCCUAAAGGAAUUAAUGCGCUUGCAAAUAAUAACUGGUCUUUCUCCAACGUUCCAUCUGACCCACUAGAUGUUCCUCGUGGCGUAAACUUGAAUAGUUCUUCCCCAGCCGGGGCCGCUUCAGCCUUUAGCCCUACACCUCAUCCUACAGAAUGGCAACGUCAAUUUGAUAUCGAAGAAUCAAGGCCAAAUACACCCAACAGGCACGAAGCGCAAAAUCUCGGGCAGUUGGAUACAAAUACGCAAGCCGAUUUUGGAAUGCCACCUAAUGCUGACAAUAGAGUGGGUGGCGAGGGCGGAGAAGCGCUUGCGGGAGAUAUCCCGGCCGAAUACCGUGCUGUUGCUGUCGGAAAUGCUCAGGAGACAGUAGCACGACAACCGGGCGGCAUCGUGGAUCGUGUAGCUGACUUCAUGUGGGGCGAUUUCGAAGUUGGGCAACCAGAUGGCAUAGAACCUGAAGAGGCCGUGGACAUAUUCGGUGACAACCAGAACGCCCCUUUCUUCGAUAACGAUCGCGAAGAAGAAAGAGAAGAGGAGGUCGAGAUGGCACCCGACGUUGUUGAAGCUGCUGUCGCCGCCGGUCUUGAUCCAGAAGCAGUCGAAGAUGCCGAAGAUUUUGAAGGGAUCAUGGAGCUUAUCGGCAUGCGUGGUCCUGUCGCAGGUUUAUUUCAAAAUGCGAUCUUCUGUGCGUUUCUCGUGUCCAUCUCUAUAUUCUUUUGCGUUUUUGUUCCAUACAAUGUUGGCCGUGUGUCAGUCUGGGUCGUCGCGAAUCCUACUCGCCUACUCCGUAUAGUUUUCAGCAUUUCCAAGUUCGUCCAGGACGCUGUUCUAUUAGCCGUUGGUUAUACCUCUAGCUUUGCUUUCGCCCUUAUUGAAGCGUUUAGAAUACUCUUCAAAAUCGAGCAGGGGAAACAAUUAGUACACACUAUAAGGAUCGAUACUACGCAUAUUGCCACAGGCGCUCUCGACAGGAUUGUCGCCAGCUUUCUCUCCGAAAUGCCCCUGUUAUCAGUUAGCGAGGUACGAAACUUCUCAGCCAUCAGCCAUGAAGCCCUCGUGGUGGUGAAGAGCGAUAUCCAUUACUCUCUCUCAUCUAUUGGACACAUCUUUUCAUACUUUUUCGGGGGUGACUAUUGGAACAAAUGGGUCUCGGCCAAGUCUUUCGUUUCUGUCGCCGGUCCAGCUAUGAUCCAGUUCCUUAAUUCGAUUCCUGCCCUUGCCGUUCAACCUGGAUCGUGGAUGUUGAACCUUAGUCUUUCUGGUUCACCUUCGUUGCCGAAUGCCGGCCUAGCCUACUGGGACGCGAAUGACAGAACAUGGGCUAUUCUGAUUGGUUACAUGUCUCUCUGCAUCAUGGCUGGGCUUUACCUCGCGAGGGGGACGCCCCUUUCCACGGGGCAGACCGCUCAGGAGUGGGAAGCCUCGAUAAUCGAUGUCUUGAACCAGGCUAGCGGUGUCAUGAAGGUGAUUUUAAUCAUCAGCAUAGAAAUGCUAAUAUUCCCGCUGUAUUGUGGACUGUUGCUGGACUUUGCACUGCUUCCACUCUUCGAGGGUACCAGUGUGAGGUCCCGUUUACUGUUCACAUAUAACUUUCCCCUUACCUCGAUCUUCGUACACUGGUUUGUGGGCACAGGUUACAUGUUUCACUUUGCCCUGUUUGUUUCGAUGUGCCGAAAGAUCAUGAGGAAAGGCGUGCUGUAUUUUAUUAGAGACCCAGACGAUCCCGAAUUCCACCCAGUGCGCGACGUUCUUGAACGCCACGUAACUAUGCAACUCCGUAAGAUAUUGUUUUCGGCAUUCGUCUACGGCGCACUCGUCGUGAUAUGUCUUGGGGGAGUUGUGUGGGGAUUGUCUCUGGCUUUGCCCAACGUCCUGCCAAUCCACUAUUCAUCUAAUGAGCCAGUUCUCGAAUUCCCCAUAGACCUUCUCUUCUACAACUUCUUAAUGCCUCUAGCCGUCAGAUUCUUUAAGCCGAGCGACGGACUGCAUGCAAUGUACACGUGGUGGUUCCGCACAUGCGCAAGAACUCUACGGAUAACAUGGUUCUUGUUCGGUGAACGACGCAUUGACGAGGAAGGUACAUUAGUCCUACGCAAGGAAUCUCCUCAUCAAAACCAACCCUGGUGGUGUCGGUUUUUCCUUGAGGUUAACGAUGAGAAUCAAGUCGUACCAAAGACGUGGGAAGAUACUUUUAAGGAGGGCAAGUCGAAGCCUCUGUCGAGAAUUUCUACCGAGGAGAUGGUUCUUCACAGCUCGAACAAGAAGAGCCUCGUUGAAUCAGGGCAGUUGAUUCCAAAUGGGCGCUUCGUACGAUCCCCGGCAUCCGAUCAGGUCAAGAUCCCUAAAGGUCAGUCCGUGUUUCUCGACGUAUCGGAAAAUAAUCAAAGAAAGGACGGCAAAGAAGAUCGACCGGAGGCAGACCUAUAUUCUGGUGUCCACUACCAGUUCGUGUACGUCCCGCCUUGGUUCCGCGUCCGCAUCUUUCUUUUCAUACUCUUUAUAUGGAUGUUCGCUGCCGUCACUGGAGUUGGCUUCACGAUCGUGCCGCUGGUGUUUGGUCGCCGCAUGUUCAAGGUCCUGAUCCCUUCGCACAUACGAACAAACGACAUCUAUGCAUUUAGCAUCGGCAUCUACAUCCUCGGCUCCGUCGGCUAUUUUAUCUUCCACCUACGAGCUAUGCUCGGUAAGGUGAGACACUGGAUGGCCUCUGCGUUAGAUUCAAUGGUAGAUCGCCAUGCUCUUCGGCGUGUUCUUCAAUUUGCAACCCACGCAUGCCAAUUAGUAUACACCUAUGUAGUUCUACUCAUAGUCUUCCCCCUCCUCAUAACGCUAUUAGUGGAGCUUUACCUGCUCAUGCCGCUACAUACGUACGUAUACCUUGGAGCAACGGAUACCACUAGGCGGCUUGAGGGGUUCCGAGAAGGCCAUACCAUUCGCGUCAUACAGGCUUGGACCUUGGGAAUCCUCUAUCUUAAGCUCAGCUCUCGGGCCUUGACUCUGUACGGAGGCAGGCCUGCACACGCCGUCCGCGCUGUACUGCGUCGCGGCUGGCUAGACCCCGAUGUCGGCGUGCUUACUCGCGCGUUUGUGAUCCCCGGAGUGUUAGUGUCGUUCGUCAUGAUCGCCGCGCCUCCCAUGAUAGCAUGGACAGUUUUGAACCGCGGCAUCGAGACCAGCACCGAAAUCACUCACGAGAUGCGUGUCUUAACAUUCCGCCUCGCCUACCCGCUCAUGGCCGUCGUCUGGGCCGGGCUCCUGAUGACGCGCAGGAUGCUACGCGUAUUUCAGGGAUGGCAGGUCCGCAUUCGUGACGAGGCGUACCUCAUGGGCGAACGUCUUCACAAUUUUGGUGGCACGGCUUCUAAAGUCACGAAUUGGAGGGCUAGCUCGAGGCUAUAAGAAUUAAGAUGAAUAGAAGAAAGAAUAGGUGCAAGCUACAGCAGGAUGGAUCAUGAAUGAUCGAACGGUUAGGUAGCGGAUGCAACUAUAAAUUAAGUAACGUACCGACGCUAUGAAUUGAUUGUAUUGAAUUAUUAUGAAUUGGGUAUUUUUCCCCUGAUUA